CCUCUUUUUGCCUCUCUGACAGCUCAAAUUAAAGCAGUCUUACUCACUGAUCACAAUAUCUUUUCUUUGCCUUUGUUGCCCCCCCUCAAAAAGCUUUUGCAAAAUUUUGUCAACUUUUUUGUUUUAAUAUAUAUAAAUAUAUAUGUAUAUAUAUUCUUUUUUGGACUCUAUCUCUUUCUAUAACUUGACUAAGAGUGGGAAAGAAAACCAUGACUUCUUUCACAAGACUUCUUUAAAUAUUUUCCCAAGAAAAAAAAAAAAAACUUUUAUAAGAGAGAAAGAUAGAAUUUUGUUUGGCUUUCAGAUAACCCAAAUGGCUAAUAAUGCUAAUACCACUACUACUGCUACUACAACAUCAACAUCGAAGUUUAUCAAAUGCGUGACAGUUGGAGAUGGAGCUGUUGGGAAGACUUGUCUUCUCAUUUCCUACACCAGCAAUACUUUCCCAACAGAUUAUGUUCCCACUGUUUUCGACAACUUCAGUGCCAAUGUUUUGGUUGAUGGGCAGUCUGUGAAUCUGGGUCUCUGGGAUACUGCUGGUCAAGAAGAUUAUAACAGGCUAAGACCACUUAGUUACAGAGGAGCUGAUGUUUUUCUUCUUGCUUUUUCCCUCAUAAGUAGGCCAAGCUAUGAGAACAUACCGAAGAAAUGGAUCCCAGAGCUGAGACAUUAUGCCCCAUCUGUGCCCAUUAUUCUUGUGGGGACAAAGCUAGAUUUGAGAGAUGAUCAACGGUUCCUCAUGGAUUAUCCUGGUGCUCGAACCAUAUCUACGCAACAAGUACGUGUCCGUACUUCUAAUUUGCCUUUUUCCACAAACACAGGUGAAGAUCUGAAGAAGCGAAUUGGAGCUAUGGCAUAUAUAGAAUGCAGCUCAAAGACACAGCAGAAUGUGAAGGCUGUAUUUGAUGCUGCUAUCAAGUUGGCUCUGUAUCCUUCCAAGUCCAAGAAGCAAAAGAGAAAACAGAGGCCCUGCAGCUUUCUUUAAUGCUUUCUUUUCCUUUGGUUGUAUAAUUUUUUUGUAAUACAAUAUUGUAUGAUUGUAUCCUUUCUAACAUUUCCAUUCAUUCUUUUUGUUCUUAUUUUCUUUGUGAGCGACUUUCUCAUGUGACUUGGGGAAAGAUUUGUGAUGCGCAUGCUCAUUUUCUUGAACGAUCUUUCGAUAAUCCAAUGAUUUAAUUUCUUUGACUA
Messenger RNA from Ziziphus jujuba (common jujube), 1188 nucleotides. RefSeq names its product rac-like GTP-binding protein RAC2. Lineage: Eukaryota; Viridiplantae; Streptophyta; Magnoliopsida; Rosales; Rhamnaceae. The coding region runs from base 143 to 985 and encodes 280 amino acids. Gene Ontology annotation, molecular function: protein kinase binding; GTP binding; GTPase activity. The transcript has 7 exons. Gene Ontology annotation, biological process: actin filament organization; regulation of cell shape; small GTPase-mediated signal transduction. The record is from RefSeq and is a predicted model, not a curated record. Gene Ontology annotation, cellular component: cell cortex; plasma membrane; cytoplasmic vesicle.